Molecule: messenger RNA, 689 nt
Organism: Tilletiopsis washingtonensis
Lineage: Eukaryota; Fungi; Basidiomycota; Exobasidiomycetes; Entylomatales
Exons: 1
Coding region: 100-459 (119 amino acids)
Source: RefSeq, a predicted model, not a curated record
UCAGCAGCAGCAGCGAGCAGCCCCUCUCGCCGGGCCACGCCGAGGAGGCGGUGCGUUGCCUGGCCUGGCCGCUGAGCUGCACGUGCAGCACACUCGCUGAUGCGGCGCCCUCUGGCUGCGCACUCGCAGGCACGCCUCGAGAAGCUGCUGCAGAACCGUGCGGGCCAGAAGGACCUGCAGGACAAGGGCAUCCUCAAGGACACGACGGUUGCUCCUGCUCUGCAGGCCAAGCAGGUGUGUUGGAGUUGGGCCCACCCCUGUCACCUCAAGCUGAGCGCCGCGCCUCGCCUCGUCAGGCAGAGCUGCAGAAGCACCAGCUCGAAGACCGCCUCGAGGGCCGUCUGGAGCGGCGCCCCGAGCGCGAGGAGCUCGAGCGCCGCGGCAUCCUCAAGGACCAGGCCGUGGCGCCGGGCCUGCAGGACAGCAAGGCCAGCCUGGAGCGCAGCCAGCUCGAGGUGAGUUGCGCCGCGCGCCGCGGAGGGAGGAGAGAGGGGAGAGGAGAUGGGCUGUGCAGAGAAUGGCGAAGGGGCAGCGCAAGAGGGGCAGUGGGCCAAAGUGUCCUGCGGUGGACGCGCUGCCAGCGCUCUGAAGUUGCGCGCUGGCCUCGACGCCCAGCCGCACUACCGCCGCAGCCCCGGGGCGCCUGCUCACAUGCCACACACUUGCCACUAGGACAAGCUUGGCCACGG